This is a messenger RNA of Brienomyrus brachyistius, 1957 nucleotides long. It is a transcript of the gene phax, whose product is annotated as phosphorylated adaptor for RNA export. Bases 49 to 1248 code for a protein of 399 amino acids. Lineage: Eukaryota; Metazoa; Chordata; Actinopteri; Osteoglossiformes; Mormyridae. Gene Ontology annotation, biological process: snRNA export from nucleus. Gene Ontology annotation, cellular component: nucleus. The record is from RefSeq and is a predicted model, not a curated record. The transcript has 5 exons.
AAGAUAAAAAACGCUGCUGAAAAUCUGUUUAGUUCCGGGUUAUGAAAAAUGGCGGCUAUUGGUGCAGAUAAAAUGGAUGAUCUGGAAGAUGGAGAGAUCUCUGGGUCUGACUCCGAAUCUGAAAUGGGAAUAACGGCUGGAGAACGAGUCCAGCCACACGUAGCUCCUGCUUUCAUGGGCCAGUCAUUCCAGAGCCGUCCCCCCCCACAGACAACCCCCUCUGUCACCAGUUACCGCAAUAUGGCCGCAGCCGACAGCAGCGAGAGCGAUUCUGACUCCGAUGAGGGAGCCGCCCUGUGGAAACGGAAGCGUCAGCGCUGCUCCCUAGCCCCUCCGGCGCCACCUGCGCCCACCCCAGCCCCUCUGUCUGCUGGGGCACUGGGCCGGCGGGUCAACAACAUCUGGGGCUCAGUGGUGCAGGAGCAGAGCCAGGAGGCAGUAGCGGUGGAGCUGGGCAUCAUGGGAAUGGAGGGCGGAGUCACCAUGAGCAGCCGGCAGUGCGAGACUUACAACUAUGUGCUGGCCCGCAAGCUGAUGGAAAAGGAGAGGCAGGAGAUACAGGAAGAGCAGGGCGGCGCCGUCGAGGCCAUGCUGGAUAGCCAGCUGGAGGAGUAUAUGGAGAAAGGUGACAGCAAGGAGAACGGUGGCCACCACAAGAGGAAGCGGCCGGCCAAGGAGAGGCUCGGGCCCAGAGCGGAGAUGGACGUUACAGGCCGAUACGAGAUAACAGCGGAGGAUCCCGAGGAAAAGGUGGCAGAUGAGAUUGCACACAGAUUAAUGGAGCCUAAAAAAGUAUUGAUUGAGCGAGUGGUGAGGGUCAUUGGAAAGAAGAAAGCGAUAGAGCUUCUGGUGGAGACAGCCACCAUCGAGCAGGAGGGCGGGCUUUACACCAUGGACGGCAGCAGGAGACGGACGCCCGGCGGCGUAUACCUGAACCUUCUGAAACACACACCCAGCAUCUCCAGCGAACAGGUCAAGGAGAUAUUCCUCGAGGAAAACCAGAAGGAAUGCAGCAACAAGAAGGCUGCCAAGAAGAGGAGGAGACACGAGGUGGCCAAGAAGAUGAAGCAGGCGCUCAACACGCUGAACCUGCAGGAACAUGACGACAUCUCCCGGGAGACGUUCGCCAGCGACACCAACGAGGCACUGGAAUCCCUUGAGGAGAUGCCAGAGGGGCAACCAGAGGCUGCCCAGGGCACGGAGGACACGCCCGUGGUCUACAGCUCCAGUGACCUGGAAGUGUUUUGACGCACGGCAGCGUUCCACUGCUGGGCCUCCACAACAGGUUUGAACCACUGUGGCUCUUGGUCUGACACGGUUGGGUCUUUGAGCAAUGGCUCGAAAUUUCAAAAACAUCAUCAGAACCAGCGUGUUUGUCGCCAUCCGUCAUACCUGUAGGGCUGGAAUUGUCAGUCUCUGCACUGCGAAUGGAUUUGCUGGACUGAACAAUAAAUCUAACUAAUUUCUGUUCAAAAGUCCCACCUUUAGGUGGCAGCAUCGAGCUCUGUUUACCUCUGUGUCAGUUAUCUUAAUACACACUAGUACUCACAAGUCUCAAAAUCAGAUUUUUUUUUUUUGGUAACAUGUGGAAUACUUUGACAGCCAGCAGAGGUGUAAAGCUCCACGAUCAAUCCACUCUAAGAAAACAUCAGCUAAGCAUGUAGUCAUUUUCUUUAUUCCUGUUUAGCCUCUUGCUGGGUGUAUGCAGCCACAGGGCGUUUUGUCAUAUUCAUCAGAGAAAGAUGUGUGACUCCCUUCGGAUGUGUGAUCAGUACAGGUACACUAUGGAAAUGAAGGUCUCCUGUAAAGAGAUCAUGUGUCAGUUCCUUUGCCCAUAAACCAAGAAGAAAUUUUGGAUUCGUUUAGAUUUCAUUUUUAAUACUGCUGUAAACUUUGUAUGUUUUCAUUUCCCCCAUAAAGAUUUUGCUGUUUUCUCAAAUAAAAAUUCCUGAUAUCA